AUGGCCGAGACCAACGGUAACGGCUCCCCGAGUAGUGUGACUACGCCACUGAUGCUCCACGGGCGCGUGGCGAUCGUGACAGGCGGCGCUGGCUGCAUCGGCUCGGUCGUGUCGAAGCACCUCGCAUCCCUAGGCGCGCGCGUGGCGAUCGGCUACGUCGGGGACCCGAAGCCGGCGAAGGAGCUCGUGGGCGGCAUCAACGCCGCGCACGGCGGCGGUCGGGCCAUCGCAGUGAAGGCCGACGUGUCGGACGCAGCGCAGGUCAGGGCGCUGUUCGACGCGGCGGCGGCGGCGUUCGGCGGGAAGCUCCAUGUCUUGGUGACAAUGGCAGCGGUGCUAGACUGCUCGAACCCGAUGCUGGCGGAUAUGAGCGAGGCGUCCUACGACGCCACGUUCGGCAUCAACGCGCGGGGCACUUUCCUGUGCUGCCGGGAGGCGGCGAACCGGCUGGCGCGCGACGGGCGUGGCCGCAUCGUCACGUUCUCGUCGUCGGCGGUCGGGUCACUGCGGCCCGGGUUCACGGCGUACGCUGCCAGCAAGGCGGCGGUGGAGGCGAUGACGAGGAUCCUGGCGCGGGAGCUGCGCGGCACGGGGAUCACCGCCAACGCGGUGGCGCCGGGGCCCACGGCCUCGCCCUUGUUCUACAACGGCAAGACGCCUGAGGAGGCUGAACGGUACAUCGCCGAGGCGCCACUGGGGCGUAUCGGGUUGCCGGGGGACAUCGCACCGCUCGUGGGCUUCCUCGCCAGCGACGCCGGCGGAUGGGUCAACGCCCAGGUCCUGCGCUGCAACGGGGGCUCCAUCUAGCCUCCGGACUGGAAUAAUGCGCACGAACGUAGUGCUACUUUUUUUUUUUUUGACAGAGGGAUUGGCCCGUUGCAAUCAGUCAUUGAUUUUUUCUUGGACAUCA
Molecule: messenger RNA, 910 nt
Organism: Triticum aestivum (bread wheat)
Lineage: Eukaryota; Viridiplantae; Streptophyta; Magnoliopsida; Poales; Poaceae
Product: NADPH-dependent aldehyde reductase-like protein, chloroplastic
Exons: 1
Coding region: 1-807 (268 amino acids)
Molecular function (GO): oxidoreductase activity
Source: RefSeq, a predicted model, not a curated record